GCGGCUGAGGGGGGACGGACACACACUCGGCCGGGCACGGUCCCUCAAACACACAUACACACAUACACACACACCUCUUCAUUUUCUCCAGCAUCAACACACACUCAAAGCCAGGGGAGGAAGCAGGAGCCGGUUACAGCAGACGGUUUGAACCAACUCCUGAAGACAGAAAGCAGCUGAGAUUAAAUCCUCAUAGUGUGAAUCCAGACUUCAGUUGCUACGUUGACCGCCCUGAUCGUGUCGUUGAAUCUGGACAAAAGGCUUUCAUCGUGACACACCCAACUAUGGACAGGAACAGGAAGUGGGUGCCGAGCUUCGGAGCAGUGCUAUUGACACUCUUGAGUCACAUGACCUCAGCACUGGAAGUGCCUCUUGAUCCUAAAGUACUGGAAGGAUUGCCACAGCCCCCCACUAUCACGCUACAGUCCCCGAAGGAUUACAUCUUUGAUCCCCGGGAGAACAUCGUCAUCCACUGUGAGGCCAAGGGGAAGCCUCAUCCCAGCUUUUCAUGGACAAGAAAUGGGACCCACUUCGAUGUAGAGAAAGACUCUAAAGUCCUGAUGAAGCCUGGUUCAGGAACUCUGGUCAUUGACAUCAGUGGGGAAAAGGCUGAGGCCUACGAGGGAACGUACCAGUGCACGGCACACAACGAGCACGGCACGGCUGUAUCCAACAGCAUCGUCAUCAGACAGUCCAGGUCCCCCUUGUGGUCGAAGGAGAGAAAUGAAGCCAUUGUGGUGCAGAUGGGGGUCUCCCUGGUGCUGCAGUGCCGACCCCCUGCAGGGCUGCCCCCUCCUGUUAUCUUCUGGAUGGAUAACAACUUCCAGAGGCUACCGCUGGAUAAACGAGUGUCCCAAGCCCUGAAUGGUGACUUGUACUUCUCCAACGUUCUCCCAGAAGACACCAGGAGCGACUACAUCUGCUAUGCCCGCUUCCCUCACACACAAACCAUCCAGCAGAAACAGCCCAUCUCAGUCACCGUGCUGGACAACAGCCCAGAAGGGGAGCGUCGCCCCGGUUUCAUGUUGCCUCUGGGCACCACCAGCACCAAGAUGGUUCUGAGAGGGGAAACUCUGGAGCUUGAAUGCAUCGCUGACGGCUUGCCCACUCCAGAGAUCUCCUGGCAGAAGGAUGGCGGAGAGCUGCCGAACAGCAGGAUGUCCUUUAAUAACUUCAAGAAAACACUCAAGGUUUUGGAUGUGACAGAAGCUGAUGGUGGGGAUUACCGCUGUACAGCCACAAAUAACUUGGGGACUGUACACCACAUUAUCAAGGUCACCGUCAAGGCUUCUCCUUUCUGGGUCAGCGCUCCCAGGAACCUGAUCCUUGCCCCUAAUGAGACUGGCAUCCUGACUUGUCGAGUCAAUGGAGAUCCCAAACCAAUUUCUUGGUUUGUCAAUGGCGUCCCCAUAGAGAAUGUACCUGAGGACCACAGUCGGAAAGUGGAGGAUGACACUGUGAUUCUCAGCAAUGUGCAAUCAGGGUCCAGUGCUGUCUACCAGUGUAAUGCAUCCAAUGAAUUUGGUUACCUUUUGGCCAACGCCUUUGUCAACGUUCUCGCUGAGCCACCAAGGGUGCUCACUCCACCUAACCGCGUGUACCAGGUCAUCACCAACAACCCUGCAUUACUUCACUGUGCCUUUGGCUCACCGAUACCAACCAUCACAUGGUUUAAAGAUAGUCAGACUAGCAUUAAAAGUGGUGACCCUUAUGUGAUCCAUGAGAAUGGUACAUUGGAGAUCCAUGUGGCCCAGCCACUAAACAGUGGAAAGUACACCUGCAUUGCCACCAACAACCUUGGAAUCAAGGAGAAUCAUGUCUACCUGGAGGUUAAAGAGCCGACUCGUAUCCUGAAACAGCCUGAGUACAAGGUGGUGCAGAGAGGAAUGAGUGCUGUGUUUGAAUGUAAAGUCAAACAUGACCCAUCCCUCGUUCCCGUCAUGACCUGGCUCAAAGACAAUGGAGAACUGCCUGAUGAUGAGAGGUUUGUUGUGGACACGGACUUGGAUAGUCUGACCGUCAAAGACGUGACAGAUGGAGAUGAGGGCACCUACACCUGCAUCAUGAACACCACCCUGGACAAGGACUCAGCCAGUGCUAUGCUGACUGUCGUAGAGGCUACUCCUACGCCAGCUAUUGUCUACGAGAAACCCGACCCUCCGACUGACCUGGAACUGACAGACCAGACAGAGAGGAGCGUUCAGCUCACCUGGAUCCCUGGAGACGAACACAACAGUCCCACACAGAAGUUUUUGAUCCAAUACGAAGAUCUGCUCCACCAGCCAGGAAUCUGGAUCAACCUGACCGAAGCUGCCGGUACUAGCACCACAGUGCGGUUAAAUCUUUCUCCAUACGUCUACUACUCAUUCAGAGUCCUGGCUCUGAAUCACGUCGGCUACAGUGAGCCAAGCCAAGCCUCAAGCCAAUACAGGACCAACCCUGCAGCUCCUGAUGAAAAUCCAUCUAAUGUUCAGGGAGCAGGGACAAUGCCUGGCAAUCUAGUCAUCUCCUGGACACCACUGACAGGAUUUCAGGCUAAUGGACCCGGUCUGGAGUACAAAGUUCAGUGGAGACAAAAGGACGUAGAUGAGGACUGGUCCUCAAAAACUGUGGCCAAUGUUUCCCAGUUUAUUGUGUCUGGAACUCCGACCUACGUGCCCUACGAGAUCAAGGUUCAAGCUUUAAAUGAUUAUGGCAACGGGCCAGAGCCUGAAGCAGUGAUGGGAUACUCUGGAGAAGACUUGCCUUUGUCUGCCCCUGACAGUGUGCAGAUUAUAGUGCGCAACAGCACACUUGCAGAAGUGCAUUGGGAGCCUGUUUCUUUCCCCUCAGUCAGAGGAAAACUACAGGGAUACAGGGUAUACUACCGGCGUGAGCGUGGCUUGCAUGAGACAGAGGAGGACACUGAGCAACAGGAACAAGUUCUGACAUUCAGUGGGAAUCGUAGCGAGGGACGCCUGCCAGGCCUCCAGCCUUACAGCCUCUACAACCUCACCAUCAGGGUCCUCAAUAGCAAAGGAGAAGGACCUCCUAGCCAGAGCGAGAAAUUUGCAACACCCGAGGGAGUCCCAGGGCCUCCUUCUUUCCUGAAUGUCAUAAACCCUGGUUUAGACUCUCUCACUCUGGAAUGGGGCCCACCAAUCAACAACAAUGGACGUCUUGCUGGAUACACACUGAAAUACCAACCAGUCAAUAACACCAGUGAACUGGGACCAGUCAAGGUCAUGAACUUCCCUCCCAAUGAGACCACCAUCACCCUGGGCAACCUAAACUCCAGCAUGCUCUACAAGUUUUACUUGAGUGCAAAGACAACCAAGGGCUCAGGCCCCUUCAUCACUGAGGAGGCCUUCACGGUCAUGGACACAAUUCGUACUCAGCCUGUAGAGCCGGGCAAAGGCCCUACAGAGCCCCCUCACCCAACCUCCCCCAUCACUCAGUCUCCGAGUCCCCCGAUUCAUAAGGCGCCACCUGUCGGCCCUGCGUUUGGCACAGUUAACACAUCUGUAUCGGAGGACGGUGCAGUGAUCAGUUGGGAUUACUUUGGACACCAUAAGAAUGUAUAUGUGGAGUAUAUUGUAGAAAACAGUAAAGAGGACUGGAAAAAGGAGUUGGUAAAUGGUUCACACUGGCAUAUGAUUAAAGGUCUAAAGCCGGGGACGUCCUAUAAGGUCCGUGUGGUAGCUAGAGACCCGGCUGACCCGACUGUCCACAGCACAGAUGAAGUGUUGAUUGCAGUGCCAGCUGCCCCCAGCCGGCAGGUGGACAUCGCAACUCAGGGCUGGUUUAUUGGACUAAUGUGUGCCAUCGCUCUCCUCAUCUUAGUACUCCUCAUAGUGUGCUUCAUCAAGAGGAACAAGGGUGGCAAAUAUCCAGUGAAAGAAAAAGAAGAUGCUCACCAAGACCCAGAGAUCCAGCCUAUGAAGGAGGAUGAUGGGACAUUUGGAGAGUACAGUGACACUGAAGACCACAAGCCGCUGAAGGGCAGCCGGACGCCGUCCAAUGGGACGGUGCGCCGCGACGAGAGUGACGACAGCCUGGUGGACUAUGGGGAGGGCGGGGACGGACAGUUCAACGAGGACGGCUCCUUCAUCGGCCAGUACAGCGGCAAGAAAGAGAAAGACACACAUGAAGGCAACGAGAGCUCGGAGGCCCCAUCGCCCGUGAACGCCAUGAACUCGUUCGUCUAACGAAGGGGCCGCGGCCUGGCUGCGACGAUUGCUAUGGCCACUCCAUGUCACCCUGGCAAAUGUGACCAUCUCGGCAUGGUGACAGUUGCUAAGGUGACAGUCGUUGUGGACUUCUACCAUGGUGGCUGUCACUCCGGUGGCCCCCCUCGCCACGGCUACCUGUCACCAAGACUGCUGACACGCCCUCAUCUCCCACACCCACCCUGUCACACUGUGACCCCCUGAUCAACACACACUCAACAUGGCCAAAACACCACAUU
Molecule: messenger RNA, 4447 nt
Organism: Plectropomus leopardus (leopard coralgrouper)
Lineage: Eukaryota; Metazoa; Chordata; Actinopteri; Perciformes; Serranidae
Gene: nrcama
Product: neuronal cell adhesion molecule a
Biological process (GO): brain development; axon guidance; cell-cell adhesion
Cellular component (GO): axon; plasma membrane
Molecular function (GO): cell-cell adhesion mediator activity
Source: RefSeq, a predicted model, not a curated record